Messenger RNA from Thalassophryne amazonica, 1763 nucleotides. RefSeq names its product ras-related protein Rab-39B. Bases 424 to 1065 code for a protein of 213 amino acids. Lineage: Eukaryota; Metazoa; Chordata; Actinopteri; Batrachoidiformes; Batrachoididae. Gene Ontology annotation, molecular function: GTP binding; GTPase activity. Gene Ontology annotation, cellular component: Golgi membrane. The record is from RefSeq and is a predicted model, not a curated record. The transcript has 4 exons. Gene Ontology annotation, biological process: Rab protein signal transduction.
CUGAUGCGGGAUGAGUCAGGCUGCAUGAUGUUGCCGCUCGUACUGCCAUUUCAUCAGCACAGCAAAGACACAGAUACGGAGCCGACACGGACGUGAUACCGGACGGCCCAUCCCGUUCAGAACCGAGCCGGCGGGUCCCAGCCGUCAGAGCACCACAUCCGCUCUUCCCGCACCUGCUCCGGGGUGCGCUUGUUUUGCGUCGGGCCUGGACAGCGGAUCGUCCUGACUGCAGGCCUGCGCCAGCCUCCGCUCUCCCGACGGUUCCGUUGUUUUUCUGCGUCCUGAGGCUCGAUUCAGCUGGACUUCUAGGUGCCAUGGAGACCACACCAGUCCGAUCCUGAUCAACAAAACCAGAAGAAGAGAAAAGAUCGUGGCCUGAAAGUCGACUGCAGCCCUGAUUCAAACUGACGACAGGAAGCAGACAUGGAGGCGAUCUGGCUCUAUCAGUUCCGACUGAUCGUGAUCGGGGACUCCACGGUGGGGAAGUCGUGUCUGAUCCGGAGGUUCACGGAGGGCCGCUUCGCCCAGGUGUCCGACCCCACGGUCGGCGUGGACUUCUUCUCCCGGCUGGUGGAGAUCGAACCGGGAAAACGGAUCAAACUGCAGAUCUGGGACACGGCGGGUCAGGAACGGUUCAGGUCCAUCACCAGAGCUUACUACCGCAACUCUGUGGGUGGGCUCCUCCUGUUUGACAUCACCAAUCGCCGUUCCUUCCAGAACGUCCACGACUGGUUGGAGGAAGCUCGCAGCCAUGUCCAGCCUCACAGCAUCGUUUUCCUUCUGGUCGGCCACAAGUGUGAUCUGGAAGCACAGCGCCAGGUGACCCGUCAGGAGGCAGAGAAGCUGGCAGGGGCAUACGGAAUGCGCUAUGUCGAGACAUCAGCCCGUGACGCCAUCAACGUGGAACAUGCCUUCACAGAGCUGACCAGAGACAUCUUCGCCCUGGUGCGAGCCGGCGACAUCACAAUCCAGGAGGGUUGGGAGGGCGUGAAGAGCGGGUUUGUCCCCAAUGUGGUCCACUCCUCAGAGGAAGUGACCAAGAGUGACCGCCGCUGUCUCUGCUGAGGGGUUGAACUAUGGGACUGGUAGCGAAAAGGAGGAAUCCCUAUGGAAUCAGGAGACCGGCUGAAGGACUGUGGUUUCAGCGCCCUGACUGAAAGAACUGAUAAAUCUCUCAUUCUGACUCAACACGGAGGAUUCAAAUUAAAAGGUUUGCUGAAGGAGAUAAGAACGUCUUGAGUGUGGGGUGAAAGCUUGAGGCUUGACCCCUCUAUGAUCAUAUAUCUUGUUUCAUGAGAGGAAAGAUCAGAGACACUCCUGUUCUUGCGAAGACUCCCGUAGUUGAAAAUCUUUAGGUUUUUGUUUGUUGUCUUCUUGGUCUACAUGCCUGAAGAACACUCAUGGACAGUCUUCAGGAAGGACGGACUUUGGAGGGGGAUCCAUUUAGGUUCUUAUUCAAAAUGAUGAUGAUGCUCUGGACUUGUUUCUUUUCAUCCCGUCCUGCACCUGUUAGCCUUGGUCUCUCCUCCGAUAUGCAAUUACAUACAAAAAGAUCAUGUUUACAUUCACGCGUCUGACAUCAUCUUAGCAUUCCCAAGUCAAAGAACUGUAGCCAUCACCUGUACUGUAGAGUCAACCUAUCUUUACCAAGUUGUGUUUCUCUUGCACCAACACCUUGCUCUACAUUCCACAAUUAAAGGUCCUUUUGUUGCUAGGGACUACAUCCUUAGUCUUUGGAAUCAUUGUAGCACCCAGUAUGCUCA